Messenger RNA from Peromyscus maniculatus bairdii (prairie deer mouse), 249 nucleotides. The record is from RefSeq and is a predicted model, not a curated record. Lineage: Eukaryota; Metazoa; Chordata; Mammalia; Rodentia; Cricetidae.
AUGAAUCCUGCGACAAAAAUCAGCACACUGCUCAUCGUGACCUUAUCUCUUCUCUGCUCCGUGGAGAGUCUGAUCUGUAAUGUCUGUAAGCACUCAAGAAAUUCAAAAUGUACUGAAGGCCAAGAGAGAUGCGUUGCAACCCGUGGUCAUUCAUGCGCUACUAUAUCACACUACUCCGACGGAAAAGAGAGUCUCUUGAAGAAGAUCAUCUUCUGUUCAAGAUCCAAAAUUACAUGCCAAGCAAUAUGA